Molecule: messenger RNA, 234 nt
Organism: Serpula lacrymans var. lacrymans S7.9
Lineage: Eukaryota; Fungi; Basidiomycota; Agaricomycetes; Boletales; Serpulaceae
Exons: 1
Source: RefSeq, a predicted model, not a curated record
GAAAAAGUGACGCAAAGAUUAAGGGAAGAGGUCGUUACGCUUAGCGUAAGCGCAGCGCAGCAGCAUGGUAGCCGAGAGGAGCACAUUGGGUGGUGGAUGUGGUCGCUGUUGUGGAUGGCGAAGAGGGGUAGUAGGUGGGAUGGGGAUGUGGCGGGGGUGGCGGUGAGAGUGGCAGUGGUGGACGGAAAGGCUGGAAGGGGCGGAAAGGUCGAGGAACGGGGAUGGCUGACGUAA